Messenger RNA from Triticum aestivum (bread wheat), 1786 nucleotides. Its product is annotated as zinc finger protein CONSTANS-like. Bases 591 to 1280 code for a protein of 229 amino acids. The transcript is spliced from 3 exons. The record is from RefSeq and is a predicted model, not a curated record. Gene Ontology annotation, molecular function: protein binding. NCBI's taxonomy places the organism in Eukaryota, Viridiplantae, Streptophyta, Magnoliopsida, Poales, Poaceae.
AAUCGCUAUUCAACGCAUAUGUUGGUUGGUUUGACUGUAUAAACCACACAGAAAAGCCAAAAAAAUUCUAGAUAAAAAUGCAGACACAUAUGCUGCAGAACCAGUGAAGCCUGAAGAAACCAAAAACUUUAUUUUUUGAAAAGGGGGAGCGAAGAAACCCAAAAAAAAAAACACAGCUGAAGGAUUUCCUUUUUACAAAAUGUAGUCAUUUGAGAAUGAAAAAUGUGCAGUUGCAAUCUAGCUUUUUCAAGGAGAACAGGGGACUGCUACAUACUUCAAAUGGGUCGAGGCUAAUUGUCAAUCUUCCAAUUUAAGAAUCUGAAAAUAACUUUCAUUUAGUAAUGGAGUAUAUGAUGGAGAAAUGAUGUCUUUCCCUAAUUGAGAAAAUUGUACAGACAUAAUUGAAUCAACUAAAAACCUUCCAUCAUUUCUAGCACACAAUUAAAGCCAACAAUGCUUGCCAAGAUAGCUUUCGCUGCCUCGAGGAAUCGAAGGCUAAUUCCGAUUGAAUAUCUCUUUCUUACUUCUUAACUAGGAUGGCGCAUGAGUACUCAUUCUGUUAAUUUGUCGUGCACUCUCUCAAUACAUUCAUGGAGGAUGGACCUCAGAUAUGCGAUGCGAGUGGAACAACAACAACAAUAGUAGGAGAUCAAAGAGGCACCAGCAACAGCAGCUUCGGCUGUGAUGAUUGGAGCAAUGCCUGCUCAACUUCUGGGCUUGAGAAUACUAAUGGAGUAUUUGUUGGUCAUCACUCAGCUGGGCCUUCACUCCCUUUUGAGGAACAGCAGCAGCUGCCACCAUCGAUCUGCCAAUUCCUCUCAUCAUCAUACUCAUGUUAUAAUCCAUCCUCCUCGUCAUGCCAGCCGGUCAUGACAUCGACCACUCUUCUCCAAUCCAUGGGAGGCAACGAUCACCAUCCGUCUUAUCUCCUCGAUGGCUUCCCUACUUUCUGCCCUUCCAUGCCCCUAAUGUCGCCACAGCCACCACCGGAGAACGGCACCAGCUGUCAUGACGCCAACCAGCCAUCGCAGAUGCUGGCCACGGAUGAGCAAGCGGCGGCGGCUCAUCACCAGCAAGAUCCAAGCACCAUUGCUAAGAAGCGAGAGGAAAGGGACAGGGCCAAGCAAAGGUACAACGAGAAGAAGAAGAACAGAAAGUUCUGCAAGCAGAUUAUGUACGCCUCCCGCAAAGCGAGGGCGGACACGCGGAAGCGGGUCAAGGGCAGAUUCGCAAAGGCUAGCAAUGAACACCAACACAUACUACACUCAGAUGCAGCAUAAAUUCAUAAGCGAUUAGGUCGAUUUUUUCGUUCUUUUUCUCCUUUUUUCCAUUCGUUUUGCAUAUAGACAGUGCAUAUAUACACAAAAAAGCAAACAUUUUUUGUAGUUACAUCUUCAUUUUUUUAUGUAUAGUCAAUCAUGCCUAGGUAGACCACUCUUCUCCACACCACACAAAUACAGUAUACAUAGCUCUAAAUUUGUGGAGAAGGCUGUUGCACCUUAGAUCUUAGCCCUUUUCUCAGUUUUUCUUUUGGCAUUUCUUCUUUCCUUUUUGAUAGUUUUGUGUUCAUUCUUUUUACAGAGAUAGUUUUGGGACACAUUCUUCUUAGGGAGGUAGUUAUAGGAACUGGUACCAAGGUGUAAUAAUUCAACCCUGCUUGUCUAUGUGCACGUACAUUAUUCUAUCUUUGGCCCGAAUAAAUAGAAUAAUGUAUUUUCGUAUGUUGUCAAUGCUAUGUUAUUUUUAUGUUCAAAAGAAAUUCUAUGCUAUUUUGGUGAUUGUAUUC